AUGAUUAUUGACGGAGUAGAACCUACUCCGGAUAGCAGUUUGAAAGAGCUGAAGCAAGCGUGCAAGUUCCUUGGAGUAGGAGUAACAGGAAGCAAAGCGUUGUUAUGGCAAAGGCUGAAGCGAGAGGCAGCCGAGACAAAGUUGAAGACAACGGUAGAAAUAUCGAAGUCGAUUGAACGCGAAUAUGAACGCGAGCCGAAAGGACCAAAACCAGUGUACGAACCAACGCCGGAAGAACGCGCAAAGCACAACUUGACGCACAGGGAGUUGGGGCCAGACGAAGGUGGAGCACCAAGUCCGAAGCGUGGAGUAGAGACACUCGGAAGCGUGGAAGAGAGCGAAGGCACGAGACAACGAAUGGACGAAGGAACAACGGAAGUGAAAGAAAGGCCGGAGAAGCAACACAAGGCAAGUCAAGUAAAGCAGAGAAACGAAGAAGUCGCAGAACUCCGAAGUGUAAAGGAAGUUGAGAAGUUCCUAAGAAAGGAAGAACCACGAUACCACGCUGACGAAGAUGUUGAGUUAGAAGAGUUUGAUGAGCUCGAAGCUGAAUUUGAGCUGGAUGAGGUCGAAGAUGGUGACUAUUCGGGCGAUGACGAAGGUGACGCAGGAGCUGUAAGUUUGCCAAGUUGGUCACGUGUGUUUGAAGAUGGACCUCCAAAGUUAGAAGAAGAUGUGAUGAUUGAAGUUGAUCGCCAAGCACGAGAGACGGAGUUGACAAGACUUGAGAAGAUGGGAGUGCUAAAGCAAAUUGAGAUAGUAUGUGGAAAAGGAGAGGACGCUUAG
This is a messenger RNA of Symbiodinium pilosum, 786 nucleotides long. The record is from the annotation of a GenBank genome assembly. Lineage: Eukaryota; Dinophyceae; Suessiales; Symbiodiniaceae.